This is a messenger RNA of Phacochoerus africanus (Common warthog), 2433 nucleotides long. RefSeq names its product protein kinase AMP-activated non-catalytic subunit beta 1 (gene PRKAB1). Gene Ontology annotation, cellular component: cytoplasm; nucleotide-activated protein kinase complex; nucleus. NCBI's taxonomy places the organism in Eukaryota, Metazoa, Chordata, Mammalia, Artiodactyla, Suidae. The transcript has 7 exons. The coding region runs from base 372 to 1184 and encodes 270 amino acids. Gene Ontology annotation, molecular function: protein kinase binding. The record is from RefSeq and is a predicted model, not a curated record. Gene Ontology annotation, biological process: signal transduction.
GUCAGUUUGCCUGGCGCUCUUCUCAGAGCGCAGCCACCCCCUACCCGGUGGCCCCCGCCGACUUGCGGAAGUGCCGGAAGCGGAAGUUCCUAAGAGGUGGGGGAGUUGUUGGUUAAGUGUCGGCUUGUUUUUGGAGCUUGGUAGGUUCUCCCUCUCCGCUCGGCUGAUUGAGCAGGUAAAGCGCGAUUGUGAGACCUCGCCAGCCCUGCCGGCCAAAUUCAGGCCGGAUCCCAACUUCGAACCCUACCCUGAGGGGUGUGGUACCCGGUGCUCCGACUCUCCCGGGUCCUGGUGGAGGUCCCGGGAGUCCCCGGUCCCUUCUCUGGGCAGAGGCUCGGUCCGGCUUCCCAGUGUCCACGUAAACCCCAGCGAUGGGUAAUACGAGCAGUGAGCGCGCUGCGCUGGACCGGCAAGGGGGUCACAAGACUCCCCGAAGGGACAGUUCGGGGGGCUCCAAGGAUGGGGACCGGCCCAAAAUCUUGAUGGACAGCCCUGAGGACGCUGACCUCUACCACUCCGAGGAAAUUAAGGCUCCAGAGAAGGAGGAGUUCCUGGCCUGGCAGCAUGAUCUGGAGGUUAAUGAUAAAGCCUCUGCCCAGGCUCGGCCAACUGUGUUUCGAUGGACGGGGGGUGGAAAGGAAGUUUACUUAUCCGGCUCCUUCAACAACUGGAGCAAACUUCCCCUCACACGCAGCCACAAUAAUUUUGUCGCCAUCCUGGAUCUGCCUGAAGGAGAGCAUCAGUACAAAUUCCUUGUGGAUGGUCAGUGGACACACGACCCCUCUGAGCCAGUAGUAACCAGCCAGCUUGGCACAGUUAACAACAUCAUUCAAGUGAAGAAAACUGACUUUGAAGUAUUUGAUGCUUUAAUGGUGGAUUCCCAAAAGUGCUCCGAUGUAUCUGAGCUGUCCAGUUCCCCGCCAGGACCCUACCAUCAGGAGCCCUAUGUCUGGAAACCAGAGGAGCGGUUUAAAGCCCCACCCAUCCUCCCACCACACCUUCUCCAGGUCAUCCUGAACAAGGACACAGGCAUUUCUUGUGAUCCAGCUUUGCUCCCUGAGCCCAACCACGUCAUGUUGAACCACCUUUACGCACUUUCCAUCAAGGAUGGAGUGAUGGUGCUCAGCGCGACCCACCGGUACAAGAAAAAAUAUGUCACUACCUUGUUGUACAAGCCCAUAUGAAGAGCUGGGAACUACCCAUGGGCUGCAGCCCCAGGCUCCACCCGUGCAUGCUUCCCACUAGAAGGAAUGGACUGCAGAUUUCUCACUUCACAUUCUUCAUAAGACAUUUCAUACCCGCCCUUGUCCUACUUGAAGGUUUGUUCCAGACACAGCAGCUCCUGAAGCACCUCAGUCUAUAACGGUCCUCUUAGUACCCAGUGCUGGGUCUGGGGACCCAUCAAGGCUGAGAAGGGAGUGGGGGAAGCAGGUGCUCUGCAGCCCCCACACCGCAGGGCAGAGGGCAGCAGUGCACAUCUCAGUCAACAGCCUCUGAACUGGUCAUGGAGCUUUUUCUUAAGCCAAAAAUGAACACUAGGCACUUUGCUAGUGAAAAUCUGGGAAGCGGAGAUGGAGGCCGCACAAAAUUUUGGGUCGUAUAUGUUUGUAUUGACUUGUCCCUGCUGAGGCCUGGCCGCAGACCUGGCAGCAAGUUCAGGGUUGGUCCUACCUGUCCUCUGAAAUCAAAGCAAUAGGCCGUCUUCCAGUUCCUGCUCCAGGGAGGCGUAAUUUCUAUAGAAAUUAGAACCUGUCUGGUUUCCAGAUGAAGUUUGACAAUUAUUUCCUACAUUUACGUGCACUAAGUAUUUUUGUUUCUGUUUUUAACCAGAGGUGGCUGUGACUAUACAGCCUUAGGACAAUUUUUAAGUCACCCUGACUAGACUACAGGUCACAUGAACUGUGCUCAGCAAUAAUCUGUUCUCAGAGCAGAGUUGGAAAACCACAGAUGGAUUUAUUAAACUGGGAGUUUGUCCAGCUUUGUACUCAAAUCAUAAUGAGGUGACAAUGUUACCAUGAAAACUUUGGAGGCACCUGACCCUAGCCUGUGCCACCCUACUUGGGACCUCUGUCCCUUCUCAGCAAGGAAGGCUGUGGCAACUGCUGUUGUUUAUUCUGGAAGCAAAUUAGAACUGGCAGCAGCCUUCUGAAUUUGUGCCAGGAAGACAUCCUUUGGACCAAAGUGAAUCUCUCCCCACGGCUUGGUUUCCAGGUUGAUGCCAGAGACACAGCCAUUAGCGAGGCUCCUGUCCCCGAGGGGGCGGAGGCUGCCAUCAUGCCCUGUGCUCCUGCUGGGAGACAGAGGAACAAGCCCCCUGGCUUCUGGUAUUUAUUUGGUAAACCUGCGUCCGGGAUACCCCUUUUGUUACUGUUUUCAAAACACUGAAUUACUGUCACUUUGAUGUACAGGUUUCAAUAAAGCUUAUAAAGAUAA